This is a messenger RNA of Aplosporella prunicola CBS 121167, 584 nucleotides long. RefSeq lists its product as uncharacterized. Bases 37 to 357 code for a protein of 106 amino acids. The transcript has 2 exons. The record is from RefSeq and is a predicted model, not a curated record. Lineage: Eukaryota; Fungi; Ascomycota; Dothideomycetes; Botryosphaeriales; Aplosporellaceae.
CAUGUCUCCUGCACCUUUCAAAUCACUUCAUACAAAAUGGCGAUAACAAAGUUGCUCAAGCCUUCGACGACAAGACUAUUCCCUCGGACGGCGGCCACAAGGAUCGCCGUUCCGUCACGAUUUGCCUCCUCCGACACGAGGUCAAGUACGGAGCAGGACGCCACCAAAAAGAAAGAGGAAUCAAAGGCCACCCAGCCUCAGCAAAAGAAAAAGACUCAAGCCGAGCUCGAUGAAGAGCUGAAGAUGAAGAUGGCUGGCCUUUCCGGCGACGGAGGGGAAUCCGGAGUGGAAUAUGAGGACGGCCAACCUGCCUCAAUGAAGAGAAGUGUGCGCAACAAUAUGUUCCGUUAUAUUUGAGGAACACGCAAAACGACAUCCCACUGUAACGGACAUGCCGGCUCCGACCGCAUCACGGCGCUGUACCUUUAAUACUCUCUUACCUACUACAUACUUGUUGACACACGCACGUAUGUACAUAUACCUAGUGAUUCUUACCUGAGAAGCUUCUAUAGAUGAGAUGUACGAACACUGGCAAGGACCUUGAUCAAAGAGGCUCAAGUGUGAAGAACACAGAAAAAAGCAAC